Fundulus heteroclitus (mummichog) is the source of this 3345-nucleotide messenger RNA. RefSeq names its product GLIS family zinc finger 3 (gene glis3). The coding region runs from base 274 to 2682 and encodes 802 amino acids. Gene Ontology annotation, molecular function: DNA-binding transcription factor activity, RNA polymerase II-specific; RNA polymerase II cis-regulatory region sequence-specific DNA binding. Gene Ontology annotation, biological process: regulation of transcription by RNA polymerase II. Gene Ontology annotation, cellular component: nucleus. Lineage: Eukaryota; Metazoa; Chordata; Actinopteri; Cyprinodontiformes; Fundulidae. The record is from RefSeq and is a predicted model, not a curated record. The transcript is spliced from 10 exons.
GGAAGCGAGAGAAAAUAAAGAAGUUCCUUGAAACAGAGGAAUGAGAUCGCAGGGAGACUGCGGAGGGAUUUCCUACAGGCUCAACUUUUUCUCAUUUUAAGCUCGGCGAGAAUCGCCAGAAGUGAGACGAAAGUGAGGCGCUCGGAGGACCGAAGGAGACGCGUCAGUUUUGGAGGGCAGAGUCAGCGUAUUUAAGGCAUGGCUCUUGGACACCCAUUUUUCAUCUAAAACACAGCUGCUGGAAUAAGUUCCUAUGCUGAACCUGCCUCAGCCAUGAGUGGAAAAGGUUGCCAGCUCCUCGUGUCGCCCUGCAGUGUCUCCCCAUCGCUGAAUACAAUCAGAGGGCACCAGUCCCACACCAUCGGGAUACCGGUGUCUUCUUCACCUCAGCAAACCCGAUUUGAGUCGUCCAGAGUCAGAACGGAGAAAUCAAAAAGAAGGAGCAUCCACUCUUUACCUUUUGGGAACCAAAAUGAAGACGUUAUCGUGCCUAACUUGAGCCUCCGCAGAAGAGUGUUGACCAAUGGUAAAAGUCUAUCCGUGCGGGCUGGAAACCCUCAGCAAAUGCCCGCUUUGCAACUUCAAAACACAACCACCACAAAUGUCAAGAAUGGCAAACUCCUAAACUCCUCCAAUUACAGCAUUAAAGCUGAUUUUGCAGUGUCUGGGUCCACAAUGGAGGUAUGCGGUCCAGCAGCUGGUGUAAAUCUAACGGUGACCACCAGUCCCAUGAGUGUUUUCUCAGGCCCAGCGUUUCCUCCAAGGCUUCGUCCCCCAUCAUCUCACAGUGUGCCGGUGUCUCACACUGAUGCCAGGUCCUUGCUGUCCAGAGAAUCCCUGGCAUCCACCACCCUCAGCCUCUUUGAAACCCAGUCGGUGUUCAGCGGCAAACAAGACUGGGCAUAUGGUUACCGCGUGCUUCCUCCUGUGGGACUACCUCAGAGCUCCGCACAGGCCAGCGAGGGCGGAGAGCAAGUCAGCCUCUCCCCUGGCACGGCCAUGUCGGGCACGACCAUAUCGGGGGGGACAAGCGCCUCUGCCUCCCUGCCCUCGUACCUUUUCGCAGCUGACGCCGGAAGCCCCAGACAAUCUCACGCGAAGAAGAGGGCGCUCUCCACGUCGCCGUUAUCAGAUGUCAUGGGGAUUGAUUUUAACAGUAUCAUACGGACCUCCCCUACGUCGCUCGUGGCUUACAUUAACGGUUCUCGCAGCUCUCCGUCGUCCCGCUGCACCCUCUCCCCUGUUCAGCCCGAUGGGUACGGUCACUUCUUGGGGGUGAGAGGCCGCUGCAUACCCCACAACCAUCCAUGCAGCAGCAUGCUGGGCUCUGCACAAGCAGGGUAUGGACGCAUGCAGGUGCUGGAAGAGGGAGGGGGUCUGGAGACCCAGAUGGCUAACAUGAUGGUGGGACCGCAGUGCCUUUCAGAAGAACAAGGGUUCCUGGAGAAGAGUUCAGACGGUUGCAGCCAAAUGUCCAACAGCAUUCCACCACCUCUACAGACAGAGCCAGCAUCGUUGACGAGAGUCCAAGAAGAAGCCGCUGCCCCACAUGGGCCCCCGCCCCCUUACCACUCGCACCAUCACAUAAACCCUUCUCGACAUCACUGCAAAUCGAAGGCCCAAUCUCAGAGCGCCGCCACCCAAGCUCCCAUGUUUCCACACAGGCACGGAGUCGGCUUUUUACCCCAAAUUCCCAUGCUGGAGGAGGAGGAAGGGGAGGUGGAGGACUACAGCACCCACCACUGCAGGUGGAUGGAUUGCACUGCGGUUUACGACCAGAAGGAGGACCUGGUGAGGCACAUAGAGAAGCUACACGUGGACCAGCAAAAGGCGGAGGACUUCACUUGCUAUUGGCUCGGCUGUCCACGAAACUUUAAGCCUUUCAACGCCAGAUACAAGCUUCUUAUCCACAUGAGGGUCCACUCCGGAGAGAAACCCAACAAAUGCUCGUUUGAAGGCUGCAACAAGGCUUUCUCUCGACUUGAAAACCUGAAGAUCCACCUGCGCAGCCACACGGGGGAGAAGCCCUACCUGUGUCAGCACCCAGGGUGCCACAAGGCUUUCAGCAACUCCAGCGACCGAGCCAAACACCAGCGAACACACCUGGACACAAAGCCAUACGCCUGCCAGGUGCCUGGCUGUGCAAAACGUUACACAGACCCCAGUUCGUUGAGGAAACACAUGAAGUCCCAUUCUGCCAAAGAGCAGCAGUUACGCAAGAAGAUGAAAUCUUCCGCCGAAGGAACCCGAGACACCCUAACCGACUGUUUAACCAUUCACCCUCUGCAUCCCAGCAUUUCCCCUUCGGCAAGGCUAGACAACAGCUUGAACCCAGGUCUUGGUGCAACGCAAGGACAGGAUUCUUAUCACAGUCCCCACCUGACUCAGAUGUUCUCAGUGCAAGAUGACUACAGGUUUGUUGAUCAGCUGAUCUCCAGGGACCCUCCUGGGCCUUCGUCCUCCACCUGCCACCCUCCUCCUCCCAGCGGACCGGCGCUGCUGAACAACUGUGUUCUGAAACAACCUGGCCAGCCUCCAGAUGUGACAGAUCAGAGUCCAGGUUUUGGCGUCCUCGUCCAAAAUCAAGAAGCACCCGCGUAUCAAGAGAUGCAUGGUGGGGAUUACUUCUGUAUGGUGGAUCGCGGCACGAGCAAGGUCCCCAGCAUUUACACAGAAGCAUGACACCGCUCGGUUGCCGCUUGGUUUGCACUGCUUUGCAGUCCCUUUAUAUUCAAAUGAAAUGUUGAACAAUAGAACUGCGUUGUGAAAUGAAGAAUGAAAGAACCGUGAAGUCCCGGGAGGGAAAACUUGCAGGAGUUUUCGGGGAUUUUCAUGUUUUCUUGCUCAGUUCUUACACAGCUUGGAUGUAACAUAAGGUACCUUAAUACUCUCUGGUGGCAUUUUGCACAAUGUCAACACUGCAAUCAAAGCAAAGUAUGCAAGGGAUGAUUUAUUACAGUUUUUUUUUUUCCUUAGAACCCGGUCUUGGUAGCUAUAGUAACAAGACAGCCUUUAUUAUUUGACAGCAAUGUCAUACGUAUUACUUGUUGCUUGAAUAUAGUAAUGUGCAACGAGAGCUUCUGUGUGUAGAUAAUGAGGCAAAUUACUGUUUGUGAUCACACCGGUGGCUUUGAAUGCUCUAUUGCUACAAAUUACUUAAACUUGACAACAUGGUUGGCCCUCAGUGAAAGCAUGAAAUAAUGCCUUACUUUUUUUUUUUUUUUUUUUUUUUGCAGCUCUUCAUUUCUAUUUUACGUCCACAUGGUAAAGAGAAGGACCUUGGCAUAGAUACGCUGUUAUAAUAACCAAUUGUAUUAACAGUCACUUGUUUGUAUUUUAGCUAAU